AAAAACAAAAGUAAAAAAAAAAAAAAAAAAAGAGUAAGGCUGGUACAAGUGGGGGGAUCCUUGAAUCGUAUGAAGCUUGACCAAGACUCAAGAUUUCCGCAGUGUGCGAUUCUUUCGUUCGUGACCCAGGACCCAUUCUCCAAUGUCACUGGAAGUGCAUCUGACCGCUUCUCUGGCAAUACCUUGUCAGGCAUCACCACUUAGUUUCUUUUAUGUGAUUGAUAUCAGGGUCUCCUAGGACGUCGUCAGGAUAUUUUACCCUACUUCCUUUUCACCUCUUUUUCUCCUUUUUUACUCCAUUUAGACUUUCUUCUCAUACCUCGCAUAGACGGCUGGGACUUGGCACAUGGAUUGUGCAUGUACUCUGUACGGAGGGCAGGCUUGUAUACGAAUAGCCUCCGUUGAGGCGAUGAUCUUCGAAGAUCUCACACUGCCCCCUAUGCUUCGCCUUUCUUGUCAUGAAUGCCUAAAUCCAAUUCUAAUUUUGGUAGCAGGAACUAUAAUAUUAAUCACAUUCUACAAAUAUGAAUGUCGGCUAAUGAGACCCAUAAUCUUGGAAUGUAGAAUUCUCCCAGUCACCCACCCCUGCCGGCGAUCAAUGUGGAGUAAGUAAUGGAUGAAAGAGAGGUAGAGAGAGAGAGAGAGAGAGAGAGAGAGAGAGAUAGUGAGAAAAGUAAAGGGUGUUUAAACCUCGAACUCAAAUGAUCUGUUGGAACUUUGCAGCAAUUCUACUGCUCUGGUCUAUCUACGAUUAGCCUCUCCGCUCAGAUUGGAGGCGCGAUCAUCGCCCCCUAAUUGUUAUUUAUAAUGUGGUGGUUAAAUGAAUCCGUGAUGCUGGAUUUGCCAAGAUCAAUUUAUGUCAUGCCCAGAAUCUGUAGUUGGCAAUAGUCGCCAAUAUUCACCAUCGGGUUUCGAUUUGGGAUGGACUGGACUCUCGUAAUAGGAGGUUCUCAAAGAUAAUAGCAUCAUUCAUUUGGGAAACUGCAACUCUCAUUCACCACAGUAGUAUUAUCCAGCAGUCGAUAGCGUCAUGGUUGGGCGCUGGAUGGAGAUUGGCCAAACCCUCGGAUGGUUGUUGCACUUCCACUUGUCCUGGAGGUAACUUGAUGGGCUACGCAAGGGGCUCUAGAUUCGAGAAAUUCGUUGCGACUUCGAUUGCAGCUUCC
Molecule: messenger RNA, 1166 nt
Organism: Aspergillus alliaceus
Lineage: Eukaryota; Fungi; Ascomycota; Eurotiomycetes; Eurotiales; Aspergillaceae
Exons: 1
Source: RefSeq, a predicted model, not a curated record